Anoplopoma fimbria (sablefish) is the source of this 1353-nucleotide messenger RNA. It is a transcript of the gene gfap, whose product is annotated as glial fibrillary acidic protein. Gene Ontology annotation, molecular function: structural constituent of cytoskeleton. The transcript is spliced from 9 exons. Bases 1 to 1353 code for a protein of 450 amino acids. NCBI's taxonomy places the organism in Eukaryota, Metazoa, Chordata, Actinopteri, Perciformes, Anoplopomatidae. The record is from RefSeq and is a predicted model, not a curated record. Gene Ontology annotation, cellular component: intermediate filament; cell projection; cytoplasm. Gene Ontology annotation, biological process: intermediate filament organization; regulation of chaperone-mediated autophagy.
AUGGAGAGUCAGAGAGUCCAGUCCUCGUACAGGAAGCGUUUCGGGCCUCAGGGCUCGGGCAGCACCGGAGUCAGAAUCGGGAGCCUCUCCAACCGCCUCUCCUGGCAUGGCACCCCUCGCAACCUCACCUAUUCCAGCCCGAUGUCCCGCAUCUCCUUGGGCUCAACCAACACAGCCUUGCUCCUGGGGAGCCCCGUGGACCGGCUUGACUUCUCAGCCGACUCCAUGAUGAAGGCCCAGUACAAGGAGACACGCACCAACGAGAAGGUGGAGAUGAUGGGCCUGAACGACCGCUUCGCCAGCUACAUAGAGAAGGUGCGCCUUUUGGAGCAGCAGAACAAGGUGCUGGUGGCCGAGCUGAACCAGCUGAAGGGGAAGGAGCCCAGCCGCCUGGGGGACAUCUACCAGGAGGAGCUGAGAGAGCUGCGCAGGCAGGUGGACGGCCUCACUGCUGGCAAAGCUCGGCAGGAGAUAGAGAAGGACAACCUGGCUGCAGACCUGGCCGUGCUCAAGCAGAGGUUGCAAGAGGAGAUGAGCCUCAGACAGGAUGCAGAGAACAAUCUGAAUGCCUACAGACAGGAUGUGGAUGAGGCGGCUCUUAAUCGUGUCCAGUUGGAGAGGAAGAUCGAUGCCCUGCAGGAAGAGAUAAACUUCCUGAAGAAGACUCAUGAGGAGGAGCAGCGCGAGUUACAUGAUCAAGUCAUGGCCCAACAGGUGCAUGUUGACCUGGAUGUUUCCAAACCAGACCUGACUGCUGCUCUGAGGGACAUCAGGGUCCAAUAUGAAACCAUGGCCACCUCAAACAUGCAGGAGACGGAGGACUGGUACCGAUCCAAGUUUUCUGACCUGACGGAUGCAGCCAAUCGCAACACUGAAGCCCUGCGCCAGGCCAAACAGGAGGCCAACGAGUACCGGCGUCAGAUGCAAGGGUUGACCUGCGAUCUUGAGGCUCUCAGAGGGAUAAACGAGUCUAUGGAACGCCAGCUCCGGGAGAUGGAGGACCGCUUCUCCAUGGAGACCUCUGGUUACCAGGAUACAGUGAGCCGUCUGGAGGAGGACAUCCACACUCUGAAGGAGGACAUGGCGAGACACCUGCAGGAGUACCAGGACCUUCUCAACGUCAAGCUGGCCCUGGAUAUCGAGAUCGCCACCUACAGGAAGCUGCUGGAGGGAGAGGAGACCAGGAUCACCAUUCCCGUUCAGAGCUUUUCCAACCUGCAGUUUAGAGACACUAACCUGGACACUAAAACCCCAGAGGCUCACGUGAAGAGGAGCAUCCUGGUUCGAACUGUAGAGACGAGAGAUGGGGAGAUCAUUAAGGAAUCAACAACUGAACACAAAGAUCUUCCUUAA